Messenger RNA from Capsicum annuum, 1201 nucleotides. Its product is annotated as transcription factor DIVARICATA-like. Gene Ontology annotation, molecular function: DNA binding. Bases 390 to 1094 code for a protein of 234 amino acids. The record is from RefSeq and is a predicted model, not a curated record. The transcript is spliced from 2 exons. Lineage: Eukaryota; Viridiplantae; Streptophyta; Magnoliopsida; Solanales; Solanaceae.
UGUACCAGCAGAAUUACUUCUUCUAUCCUUUGUCAUUAUAUUAGCAAUAUACAUAAUAUCUCCCUUUCUACCCAAAAAAAAUCAGUGAACAUACAAAAGUAUUGCUUCACUUUAAAUCACCCAAAGUUCUCACUAGUGAAGUCCACGUUGUUAGUCUCUUUCUUCUUUUCUUAUUGGAGUGGCCUGAAUUCCUAGAAAGUUCAAAUUCACAAGAACCCAGAUUUAAUCUGUUUGCUGUAUCACCUCACGAUAAUUCUGAGAUUCCUGAACAAAUAGAUAAGUGGAGUUUUGAAGAGAAACAAUUUUUUGAAAAUGCUUUUUCUUAGUACAAUAAUCAGGGUUCUCAAACUUUUUUUGAAUUUAUUAUUUCAAAACUCCCUUAUAAGUCAAUGCGGGAAGUAAAAAGUUACUACAUAGCUUUUUUCAAAAACGUUGAAAUGGAGAAUUCUCCAGAGAACAAUGAUGUGUUCGUUGUUUCUGAUGAUGAUGGUCAUGAUCAACAACAUCACCUAGUGCAACAGGAAGAUAAUCAUCGUCCAUGUCGUCGUCGGGGAACUCCAUGGACUAAAAACGAACACCAGUUGUUUCUUAUGGGACUUAACAGAUUUAAAAGAGGAGAUUGGAAGAGCAUUUCAAGAUACUAUGUUGUUUCAAAGACACCGACACAAGUGGCCAGUCAUGCUCAAAAGUACUUCUCUCGUCAGGAUAGUAAGACUCCGGUAGAGCGUCGUCGCCCCAGCAUCAAUGACAUUCAAACUGUCAAUCUUAAUCUCAAAACAGCGCCAAUAACAACUAUGGGAGCUACUUAUCUGAUCAAUAAUAACAGAUUUGCUUAUAACAAUAAUCAUCAAGCCGCUUCUUCAUCAAUACAUUUUCACCAUCCUAGUUACACCUUUAGUGGUCCAACAUUUAGCAAUAACUUCAAUGAAAAUUUUGAAAUAUCUCAUUUGGGUGAAACAUCUGGCAGCAACUCAUCUGUUAUGGGGAAAAACAACAACAACAAUAACUUCAACAAUCUAAAUAGGCCAGUGUCUCCUCGCCCAUUUCUUUCGACAUACUUGUCUUCAAUUAGGACGAAUGACCCCCAAGUUUAAUCAAUAUUAGGCAUUUAGUUAGAGAUUUUUGUUGCAUCAGUUAAAGUAUGCUUGUAAUAAUUUAUGAUUGUGUUGCAAAAGUGGAUAUUGAGUUUUAUGAGUUCGAA